AACAAAUAAAUUCGGAAUGAUUUUUGAAGUAGUGAUAUCACUAGUGUUAGUGUUUUGUACAAUAAUUAUCUUAUAUUUAAAAUGGACCUUUCGUUACUGGAAAAACAGGAACGUCUACGUCCCUUACCCGAGUCUUCCAUUUGGAAACGUAUACAACAUUAUAACUGGGCAAGAAAAUUUAGGGGAUUUAGCCACUAACAUUUACAACACCGUUAAAACAAAAAAACUACCCUGUGGUGGUUUUCACUUCGUUUUCAAACCGUUUCUUGUACCGGUAGAGAACAAUUUGUUGAGACACAUUCUCAUUACCGAUUUCCAACAUUUUACCGAUCACCUGGUCUUCGUAGAAGAUGAAAACGACCCCCUCAAUGCGCAUUUGUUUUCGUUAACUGGAGCCAAGUGGAAGGCACUUAGGACCAAACUCACCCCACUUUUUACCACUGGAAGAUUGAAGAUAAUGUUUCAGACUUUAGUGGAUUGUACUAAUAAUUUUCCAUACGUUCUGGACGAAGCCAUUAAACGAAACGAGCCUUUGGAUAUCAAAGACACCUUUGCAAGGUAUACAACAGAUGUCAUAGGAUCUGUCGCGUUUGGGAUAGACUGUAACUGUCUCAAAAACUCGAACAUAGACAGUGAAUUUCGAACGUAUGGUAAAAAGGUGUUCGAAAAUGGGUUUAGGGAUGUUUUCAUACAAACUAUUAAUGUUGCCAGUCCAAAGCUUAUGAAAUUCUUGGGGCUCAAAGUUACCAAAAGCGACGUGGAAAGGUUCUUUAUGGGCAUAGUCAAAGAAACGAUCGAUUACAGGGACAAAAACAACUAUCAAAGAAAUGAUUUUAUGCAGCUUUUAAUGGAUUUAAGGUAUAAAGAAAUAAAAGUCGAUUCCGCCGUUGAUAAAGAUAAUUCCGAAGUUGCUUAUUAUCAAAACGGAUUAACUUUAGAAGAGAUCGCUGCACAAGCGUUCGUCUUCUUCACAGCCGGCUUUGAAACAUCCUCUACCACUUUGAAUUUUUUGAUGUACGAACUCGUUCAAAAUUUAAACAUACAAGAAAAACUAAGAGAAGAAAUUAAAACAGUUUUAAAAGCUCAUGGUGGUAAAAUAACAUACGAGGCAAUACAAGAAAUGAGUUAUUUGGACAAGUGCAUUAACGAAACAUUACGGAAAUAUCCUCCACUUCCUAUAAUCCCUAGAGUGUGUACAAAAGAUUAUAAAGUACCUGGUACCAAUUUGACAAUUGAAAAAGGAACGGGGCUAUUGAUUCCCGUCUACGCAAUACAUCACGAUCCUGAAUACUACCCGUAUCCAGACAAAUUCGAUCCUGAACGAUUUUCAGAAGAAGUUAAACAAAAACGGCCUCAUUUGACGUUUAUACCGUUCGGAGAAGGUCCUAGAAUUUGCAUUGGUUUAAGAAUGGGUCUGUUGCAAGCAAAAGUAGGAGUGGCAGCUCUCCUUAAGGAUUACAGAUUUACUUUAAAUUCUAGAACUAAUGUGCCACUUGAAUUUAAAGGAAGACAAAUAGUUUUAACCGUUAAAGGUGGCGUCUGGAUUGAAGCACAAAAAAUAUAAACUUUUACUUAACGAUAAUUAAGUUAUCACAAAAAUGUAUACAAUUCGUAAUAAAAAAUUGUUUAUUGCUUUUUUUUAA
Agrilus planipennis (emerald ash borer) is the source of this 1643-nucleotide messenger RNA. RefSeq names its product probable cytochrome P450 6a14. The record is from RefSeq and is a predicted model, not a curated record. NCBI's taxonomy places the organism in Eukaryota, Metazoa, Arthropoda, Insecta, Coleoptera, Buprestidae. The transcript is spliced from 3 exons. Gene Ontology annotation, molecular function: iron ion binding; monooxygenase activity; heme binding. Bases 17 to 1564 code for a protein of 515 amino acids.